This is a messenger RNA of Penicillium daleae, 1359 nucleotides long. Its product is annotated as PCI domain protein. Lineage: Eukaryota; Fungi; Ascomycota; Eurotiomycetes; Eurotiales; Aspergillaceae. The record is from RefSeq and is a predicted model, not a curated record. Gene Ontology annotation, cellular component: cytoplasm; eukaryotic translation initiation factor 3 complex. Gene Ontology annotation, biological process: cytoplasmic translational initiation. Gene Ontology annotation, molecular function: translation initiation factor activity. The coding region runs from base 1 to 1359 and encodes 452 amino acids. The transcript has 2 exons.
AUGCCCGCUCCGACCAACACCCUCCUCAUUGAGGGUUCUUUCUCCGAGCUCUCCGACGAGUUCGCCCAGUACAUCGAUACCCUCCGCAAAGAGGGCAGCCUCCAGUCCGAGAUCGCCCCGCUUCUCGAACCGAUCCGCCAGCAGGAACAAUCCGAGGGCGAGCCUGACCUCAAGCAGCGCGAUGAGGUCCUGAAGAAGCUUGUGGGGGCUGCUACCGUCCUGAACGGUGCCCCCGAGAAGGAGAUCAUCCCUUCUUACAACCUCCUCGUUCACCUUAUCCACCACUCGUCCGACGCUGACGUUUUCCUCCCUCGCAUCUGCACCUAUCUCGCUAAGCCCAUCACCACCUCUCCUCAAUUCGGCCCGACUCUGGCCAUCUCCAUUCUCACUACCAUCUUCAACACUCUGUCCGCCAAUGAUCCCAGCCGGUAUCACGUCCUCCUGGCUAUCGUGGCUGUCAUCCGCCAGUCUGGCUCCGGAUAUGCGUUCGAGGCCCUGAAGCCCAAGCUCACCGAACAGCUGCCUACGUGGUUGGCUGCUUGGGAGCUCGAUGAGGAGGAGACCCAGAAGGUGCACCUGGCCAUUGCUGAUGCCGCUACCGCUGCUGGCGACGACGACCUUGCCCAGGCGCACGUUGUGCAGGCUCUGCAGACCAUUCCCGCUGCUGAUGCCAGCAAGCCCGCUGCUCGCGAGCUGGCUGUUCGCGCUCUCGCCUCCGCUCUGCGCCGCCCUACCGUCUUCGAUUUUACUCCCCUGACUGCCUCCGAUGCCGUCCAGUCGCUCCGCUCCAGCGAUAGCACUCUCUUCGAGCUGCUCGAGAUCUUCACCUCGGACACCCUCGAUGCCUACGAGGAAUUCGUUGCCGCCAACCCUCUCGCUUCCAUCUCCGGCGGUGUCCUCGCCGAGUCCGGCGAGGCCCUGCAGAACAAGUUGCGUCUCCUGACUCUGACCUCCUUGGCCUCCGCCGCCCCCUCGCGCUCUCUCCCCUACGCCACCAUCGCCUCUGCCCUGCGCGUGCCCGCCUCCGACAUCGAGAUGUGGGUGAUUGACACCAUCCGCGCCGGUCUGGUCGAGGGUAAGCUCUCCCAGCUGAAGCAGGAGUUCCUCGUUCACCGCGCUACUUACCGCGUGUUCGGCGAGAAGCAGUGGGCUGAGGUCCAGGGUCGCCUGAUGGUGUGGCGCCGCUCGCUCGAGGGCGUGCUGGACGUGAUCCGCACCGAGCGUGAGCGCUUCGUCCGUGAGGGCAUCCAGGCUGCCGCCGACCAGGAGGCUGCUGCUCAGGGCAAGAACGAGAAGGGCCGCUCCGGCGACCGGAGGCGCAACCAGCAGCCCCGCGAGGUUGAGCCUGUCGCCGAGUAA